AUGCAUAGAGAUCUCAAUCCGGAGAAUUUUUUGUUUGCAAAUAAGAAGGAAACUGCAGCUUUGGAAGCUAUAAAUUUUUGUUUGUCGGUGUUUUUUCAACCAGGUGAAAGAUUUAAUGAGAUAGUUGGAAGUCCAUAUUACAUGGCUCCGGAGGUAUUGAAGAGAAAUUAUGGCCCGGAAGUAGAUAUUUGGAGUGCUGGAGUUAUUCUAUACAUCUUACUUUGUGGUGUGCCUCCAUUUUGGGCAGAAACUGAGCAAGGAGUUGCAUAA
Molecule: messenger RNA, 270 nt
Organism: Lathyrus sativus (Indian pea)
Lineage: Eukaryota; Viridiplantae; Streptophyta; Magnoliopsida; Fabales; Fabaceae
Source: the annotation of a GenBank genome assembly